ACCAAUCUCUUAGAGUAUGUAGGCUAAUCCCACAUAACUAUGAUAGUGAAACCCAGGCUGAGGCUAUAUUUCAGCAGUGUACUGUAGCAUUCUUCAAACAACAUUUAAGCAAAAUAGCUUUAGGUGACACUUUGAAGUCCACUGAUAAGCACACAGCCGAGGGACUUAACAGCCCUCAACAUCAGCCUGACUGUGUGAUCUAGAUACCACAGUCCCUGUAUAUCCCUCCACUGACCUCCCAAACAAGCACAGCCCAUCAUUAUAAGAACUGGUCCGGGUGAUACUGAGCGGAGUGGAGUAGAGCAGCAGAGCAGAGCAAGCCACAUCCACCACUGGAAGGAUCAAAUCUGUGCCAUCUGACGCUCAGGGAUUUAUAGGUUUAGUCAAAAUUGCUUUUCCCCACAGCAGAGAUUAAGCACCGUGGGAUGUUUGUCAUUCAGGCCAGAGCUGCUGCUUCCGACCUGGCCCUGUUUUGCUGAAGGCAAUGACCCAGGACCCAGGCAGGGAGGCUUUGACCCUGGUCAGGUGUGGAGUUUGACUGGAAUCCGAGGGGUCGUCAGGGGUACGUGAACCAUGCGGACAGACACCGUGUUUGUGUUGUUCUAUUUCUGCCUCAUAGGGGCUUCUGGGAGAUCGGCUCAUCAGAGAGGUAACAAGCUGGAGACCUACAAACAAAGCAGAUCAAGGAGAGAAACUUCCAGAUUAGAUGACGGAGGAACUCACAGUAAACCCGGAAGCCCAAUCCUAAAACGAAGUCCAGACAUGACCAAAUCUACUAUGACAAAAUCUGAACAGCUCUUAAGAAUAGAUGACCACGAUUUUACCAUGAGACCAGCCUUUGGAGGACCGCCCAUACCAGUUGGGGUAGAUGUUCAGAUCGAAAGCCUGGACACGAUCUCUGAAGUGGAUAUGGACUUCACCAUGACCCUGUAUCUGAGGCACUACUGGAAGGACGAGCGCUUGUCCUUUCCCAGCACCAACAACCAGAGCAUGACCUUCGACAGCAGGCUGGCCAAGAAGAUCUGGGUUCCCGACAUGUUCUUCGUCCACUCCAAGCGGUCCUUCAUCCACGACACCACCACGGACAACGUCAUGCUCAGGGUGUACCCCGAUGGCAAUGUGCUCUACAGCAUGAGGGUCACAGUCACUGCCAUGUGUAAUAUGGACCUGAGUCGGUUCCCCCUGGACACUCAAACCUGCUCCCUGGAGAUAGAGAGCUAUGCGUACACAGACGAUGACCUCAUGCUGUACUGGAAGAAAGGCAACGAAUCACUGAACACGGACGAAAGGAUCUCUUUAUCGCAGUUCCUCAUCCAGAAGUUUCACACCACUACAAAGCUGGCCUUUUAUAGCAGCACAGGCUGGUACAAUCGUCUCUACAUCCACUUCACCCUGCGGCGCCACAUCUUCUUCUUCCUGCUCCAGACCUACUUCCCGGCCACCCUCAUGGUCAUGCUGUCCUGGGUCUCCUUCUGGAUCGACCGCCGGGCUGUCCCGGCUAGAGUGCCUCUGGGUAUCACCACGGUCCUCACCAUGUCCACCAUCAUCACCGGCGUCAACGCCUCCAUGCCCAGGGUGUCCUACAUCAAAGCCGUGGACAUCUACCUGUGGGUCAGUUUUGUGUUCGUCUUCCUGUCGGUCAUAGAGUACGCAGCGGUCAACUACCUCUCAACCGUGCAGGAACGGAAAGAGAGGAAACUAAGAGAGAGGUUGCCGUGCACCUGUGGCAUCGGCAACCCGGAAGACAUGAUGUGCGACCCCCAGAUCUCUGGCUACACCACCGACCCCCAGGUCACCAGCUAUUCCUCCAUGGACGCCAACUCCACCGGGAACUACGGAACCACAGGGAACUACGGCGUGCCGGAGAACGGAGGCCGGCAGGAGAGGAUGUUGGCCCAGGUGGUGUUAGGGGAUCCGCAGCUCGCCGGCCAGGUGAAGAGGCCGGGUUACGUGAACAUUUGGAUAGACACCCAUGCCAUAGACAAGUACUCACGGAUCGUUUUCCCUGGUUCCUACGUGCUGUUUAACGUCAUCUACUGGUCCAUCUACUCCUAACAUCUGACCAGGGCCAGCAGUCGGGGAGGAACUCUUCCCUACUAACCCAUCCACAUGCAGAACAGCACCUCACGGUUGUAUUCAUUAGGCACCAAGCAGCAGAAACCAGGCUGAACCAUGAUUGAGAACCAUGAGGAGAACCGUAACUUUUUGAAAAUGAAACACUUAUUCAAAGCAAACCGCUAUGCUGUAAUGUACUAGUGUGUCCUAAUGAAUAAAGCCAAAGACUCCAGUGUCUCCAUUAAGAGGUACAGGGAAAGAGAACUUUUCUUGUUCUUCAGUUUUAAGACCGAGAUAUGGGUUAAAAAAAAACAAGACGUGAACAUUGCCUUUGUGACCCAGGCUCUUAAAUUCAACUGUUUAAAUAUUUACUCUUUCUGUUUGUAUUCAAGAAAAAUGUUAUAAGGGUUUGAAGUCAUUUUCACUGUGCCACUGGGCCCGUGUUAAUUUGUAAAUACUGUGGAUAGCUAGAAAGCAAGGGCUAAGGAUGAUAUAUUAUCGAUGGGACUGAGGACUAGGGAUACUUCGGUAUCUGUUCCCCUGCAUUGGAAACACGACAGACUAUCAACACAAUCAACAUUUGUGAACUAUUGCAUCUGUUUUAGAUUACACAAUGUUUUAUAGUAUCAACUUUUUAAAUACUGUUGUUUAGACAGUACUGUGCAAUUUAUGGCUCAACACUGACACAUUUUUGACUGGUCCCUAUUCAUUUGUAAAUCUUUAACUGUCUUGUCAUUCAGCUGGUAGAGCAUGUCUUCAAAAGGAAUUAGACGAUGAGUAGAUAAACUUUCACUUUACAGGAAUCCUGUUAAUAGAUACCUUAAACAGAUGAAAUAUGUAAAUAAGUUCUUAAAAUGUAAUAAGGCCCCCCAACCGUUGAUUAACCAAGAGGUUUGACAAAGAAAAUUAAUUAUACAUUGUCAGAAAAGAUGUAUUUCUCCUCAACACAAUGUUGUAAAUGAUGAAACAAUCUGGAGAAUAUUCAUGUAUUUUUAUUGUAUUAUCUUCACAUUAGAACAGGUAACAAAACAGUGUAAAAUCUUCAUUUUAAAUGUAAAAUAACUGUUAAAGGGUUAGAGCAGGGCUGCCCAACCCUGUUCCUGGCGAUCUACUGUCCUGUGGGCUUUCUCUCCAACUCUAAUUUAGCACCUGAUUCUAAUAAUUAGCUGGAUGAAAAGCUUAAUCAGGUUAGUCACAAAUGGGGUUGGUGAGAAAACCAUACAGGGCAGUAGAUCUCAAGGGAAAGGGUUUUGCAGCCUUGGUUUUGAGGAUAUUGCACCAUACACUACCUGAAAAUGCAUUACCAUCAAUGUAACUGAAUUUACAUGUUAUACAUUAGAAUUAACACAAUUUGUUUAAAUUUGAAAUAUGUCCUUAACAAUGCUUACUUACUAUAAAAGCCUAUUGGAAAUUC
Messenger RNA from Esox lucius (northern pike), 3469 nucleotides. Its product is annotated as gamma-aminobutyric acid receptor subunit rho-1. Gene Ontology annotation, molecular function: neurotransmitter receptor activity; extracellular ligand-gated monoatomic ion channel activity; GABA-A receptor activity. Gene Ontology annotation, cellular component: neuron projection; synapse; GABA-A receptor complex. NCBI's taxonomy places the organism in Eukaryota, Metazoa, Chordata, Actinopteri, Esociformes, Esocidae. Gene Ontology annotation, biological process: nervous system process; signal transduction; chemical synaptic transmission. The record is from RefSeq and is a predicted model, not a curated record. The coding region runs from base 574 to 2055 and encodes 493 amino acids. The transcript is spliced from 10 exons.